This is a messenger RNA of Elgaria multicarinata webbii, 5172 nucleotides long. RefSeq names its product ankyrin repeat and LEM domain containing 2 (gene ANKLE2). Gene Ontology annotation, molecular function: protein phosphatase 2A binding. The record is from RefSeq and is a predicted model, not a curated record. NCBI's taxonomy places the organism in Eukaryota, Metazoa, Chordata, Lepidosauria, Squamata, Anguidae. The transcript has 13 exons. The coding region runs from base 271 to 3051 and encodes 926 amino acids. Gene Ontology annotation, cellular component: endoplasmic reticulum. Gene Ontology annotation, biological process: negative regulation of phosphorylation.
GAGCCUUGGGUGGCGGCCGCGGCCGGCUGGGGUGGGCUGUGGAGGGCCGCCUGGGCCCGCUGCCCGACCUGGGAGCUGCUGACCGCCUGCGCGGUGAUCGGCGCCCUGGGCUGGCUGCUGCGCUUGCUGGAGAGGAGACCGCGCGGGGGGCGCCGAGGCCUAGGACCGGGAGCCACCGGGGCUGCCGCCGCCGCCGCCUCGCCACCUCCUUCUCCUCCUCCCGAGGAGAAGCAGCGCUGCCACGGGAGUCUCCGCCAAGGGACAGUAACUAUGGAUGUCAUACUGUCACAAUUAAAGCAGCUAACUCCUGAUGAGCUCAGAGAAGAAAUUGUCAAAGCUGGACAGAAAUGUGGGCCCAUUACCCUAACCACCAGAUCAAUUUUUGAAAAAAGAUUGGCCCAGUCAUUAUUGGAACAGAGAAGAAGACUAGAAGCAGAAUCUCCUGUUUUAAAUGGCGUAACUGGUGCAGCUGAUGCCAGCCAACCUGAAAUAAAACCUUUAAGGAAUCAAAAUGGUCACGUAAGCCCCUCUGAGGAUAGUGAUUUUGGGUACAGUAUGGGCUUGAACCCACCAGAAGAGGAAGCCCUAAUGCACAAGACUGAUGUUGACUCUUUAAGUUCUCAGACUCCAUCUAAGGAACCUCUGUUAUACUAUGGCGUAUGUCCGGUUUAUGAUGAUAUACUGGCAAGAAAUGAGAGGGUACAUGUGUAUGAGGAUAAAAAAGAAGCUUUGCAAGCUGUUAAAAUGAUAAAAGGCUCUCGAUUUAAAGCUUUCUCAAAUAGGGAAGAUGCAGAGAAAUUUGCCAAAGGCAUAUGUGAUUAUUUCCCAUCUCCAAACAAGCCCUCCUUAUCUUUGUCUCCCAUUAAAGGUUCAGUAUUCAACAGAGAUGGCUUAUGCUCUCCUGAGAUGGAAACAGUUAGUAAAGAAAGAGCCAACAGUUAUAAAAGUCCUCGUACACAGGAUCUUACUGCCAAACUUCGGAAAGCUGUUGAGAAAGGAGAUGAAGCGGCAUUCUUGGAACUAAUCUGGAGUAAUCCUCGCUAUCUCAUUGGUUCUGGAGACAACCCAACAAUUGUGCAGGAAGGCUGUAGAUACAAUGUCAUGCAUGUUGCAGCCAAAGAGAAUCAACCAGGUGUCUGCCGCUUGCUGUUGGACACUUUGGAAAAGCCUGAAUUUAUGCGGCUGAUGUAUCCUGAUGAUGACAUGAUAAUGCUGCAGAAGCGUAUCAGAUACAUUGUUGACUUGUAUCUUAAUACACCAGAUAAAAUGGGAUUUGAUACGCCUUUGCAUUUUGCUUGCAAAUUUGGGAACUCAGAUGUAGUUAGUGUCCUUGCUUCACACCCAGAUAUUGUAAAGAAUUCAAGGAACAAGUAUGAUCAAACUCCAGCAGAAGUAAUUUGUGAAAGGAGCAAAAAUAAAUCUGUGGAUCUGAAAGAUAAAAUCAGAGAAUGUUUGCAAGGUCAGUAUUAUGUGCCACUCUUCAGAGCAGAAGAUAAUGCCUCGGCACCUGUGAUUGGACCACCUUGGUCACCUGAUCAGACAGAUGAUAGCUCUCAUACUGGUUUACCCAGAUACUUUGUCAGCCCCAAAGAGCCUGUGUUGACCGUGAGGGCUUAUGCAGGCCCAAUGAGCCCUUCCAAGGCAGAAGAUUUCCGCAGGCGUUGGAAGACUCCACCUCGAGAGAAAGCAGGGUUUUUUCACAAUCUCAGAAAAACUGAUAUGGAAAGAGGAGUUGAGAGAGCUGGAAGGGAAUUAGCUCAUGAACUGGGGUUCCCCUGGGUUGAAUACUGGGAAUUUCUGGGCUGUUUUGUUGAUCUGUCUUCCCAGGAGGGGUUACAAAAGCUAGAAGAAUACCUGAGUCAACAGGAAAUGAGUGAUAAGGCUCAACAAGAAAAGGGGGAGAACGAAACCCACAACAGAUACAAAACUGCACAGCUUUCUGGCAAAAGUAAAAAAAGCUGCAAUUCUAUCUCUGUUGGAGCAUUUCUUGAUGACGAUGAUAUGAGUUUGGAAGAAGUAAAAAACAGGCAGAAUGCUGCCAGAAAUUACAGCCGGACGAUCACAUCGAAUGAACCAACGAUCAGUGAUAUUGGAAGCUCAGAGUGUGACAUCCUGUCCAUUGAAAGGACCAGGAGCAUAAUGCAAACGGCAGAAGCCCCCAAUCGGCACUCAGAGAAAGGAAUUCCUGCCAGUAAAAACGGAUUUUGUAGCUCUCUGACCAGCGAUAGGACUGUAAGCCCUCACAGGAGGCAUCCGAGCCAAGGAGAAGAGUGCCUUCAGUCGCCAGUCGCCAAUUUAAUGGAAGAAUUUGAUAAACUGUCUUGUCAGGAUCAGACAGUGACAGGCGAAUGUUCAAUAGGGAAGCCGAACCAAGCUGCCACCAAAAGCAAGUGUGAGAGUAGUCAGGUGGAAAGUACAAGGCAACUUAGAAAAUGUAAGGAUCAGCUGACUAAGACAUGUUUGCAGCUUCUCAAGACGGGGGCAGCUUCUGGAAAGAACGAAGAUACAAAAAUAAGGACAGAAGAAAAAACACAGCUAGAAGCCGACAACCCACUAACAGAGAGUAGUGUCUGGGAUGGGGAGACAAAGCAGUCUUGCGGUUCUGAAUUACAGCCUGAAACCCUAAAGACCCCAUCCUCAAAUGAAAAAGCCAAGCAGCUGUUUCUCUUAGGGAAGCAGCCAUCAAAGUUGGACAAUGAUGUGUUAAGUGCACUACAUGGAGUAGAUAUUGACUCACAAAGAUAUCCUGCUAUUCACAAGUGGAACAUGUCCAUACAGUCCUACUCAUGUUCUGAACGACAAAGUUGGUCAAGCCCAUCACUAAAAGGAAGAUUCACGUCUCAAACAGCUUCAAGCCCUUCAAGUGGUCCAGCAUACUGUAGCCCAGGAAAGAAUAGUCCGGUAUUCAGUAGUCCAGGGAAGUACAAUGCAGCAGCUGCUGCUGCUGGCUUUUCUCCAGAUUUUGGGAGCCCUGGACGGUACAGCCCCGCCUAUGUGAACCACAUUCUGUUGUCCAAACGGCAUCACUACUCAGGACCAUCUACCCAUUAGAAUAGAAUGUGACUCUCUAGAAUUGCAAUUAAGUAUUUAAGUGAAGGAAAAAAUAGGGUAUUGAAACACUGAUAUGGUGUGUCUCUGACCCGUUUUAUUUAUUCUUCUUACAGAAAGGGGCUGCUUGCAAAGAAUGUCUCAUUCCAUUUACCAGAUAAUUGGUGACAAGUAGAUUUGUAACAGUUAUGUGUUGAGAGUACCUGAGCAGUAAACUAAAAAAAUUCCUAAAGUGAUGGUGGGUAAAAGUGACCUAUAUUGGACAUGGUCAUCAAUAUCAACUUUGCCCACACAGCACUUCUCCAUAUUGGCUUCCCUUUUUCUGUAGCAGCUGUAGACUAAAAGGAACUGAAGACUGCAAGUUUGUAUGUUUGUACUAGUCUUCCAAUUGAGUUGCGAGGAAAAGAGUUGCUGCUUUUCAGUGUGUGUGGGUUGCAAAUUUAUAGAUUGUUUUAUCUCAUUAGGGCUAGUUUAAAAAGAAGCAGCAAGUGAACCAGUUAUUGUCAUAUGCUGAAAUGUUAAAAAAAAAACACCUAAUAGAAAUUAAUCAAACUGAAGUCUCUUCCUCCACCCCACUUACCAUGGGCAGAUUUUUCAGUUCCUACACAAAUAGCAAUAACAAAGUUAUCACUCGCCUUUCUUUUAACAGUCUGCUUCUCUAUUUUAUGCUUUGGGAACAAAUGCUUUCAAAGCUAACUUCAUGUUUGAAAUCUCUAGGCUGGAUAACAGCAAUUCCACUACAAUGCAACGCCUUUUAUUUUGGUGGUACAAUUCCAACAGUUUUAGAAUACACCCUUCAAACUUGCCCAAGUCUACAUUCUGAAUAGUUAUGUUUACUGCUAGCAUUUCCUUGUACUCUAGUUCAUUAUUGCACAUAAAUAUCCACCCUUAUGUAUACUGGAGAUUAUUGUUUAGAGUAGAAAAGCCAGACUUUGUAAUUAGGCCUAUUUAUCAUGCUGCAAAUGAUACUUUUCAUCAGAGUGUGGUGAGACCAGAUAGGGAUGUAUUAUACCAAUUUGAAAUCAUCACAGCAUCAGUGGCUACCUUAGGUUGCUUCCUUACACCAAGUGUAAUGAACAUUUUGUAUACUGUUCCUGAGUUUUUGAUGUUUUGGUACAAAACUCCAGAACUAACUUAAGACUCUUCCAAUUUUGUUAGUGCCUUUUGUAACAUUUUUAUGUUUGUUACUUCUGGGUCUUACUUUUAACGAGUGCUGUUCCCUUACAUGAGCACUAACUGCAUUUUAACUUUCCAACACUUUUGAAUGGAGUUCCUUUUUAAGCUGACCUUUGUAGUUUAAAGAGAUGUUCCAAAUUCCAUUUGUUACUUUGUAUAUUUACUAUAGGUGGCCAAGCUACAAAUAAACAUUUCCAGUUAGGAUGGCUCUUACCUUACCAGUUGUUAAAUGGCAUAAAAAUAAAACACAAGCAGUUCUUCUUGGAUGCAGUUCCCUUUUGAAAUUAGUCUUCAAAUUUGUCAUGUGUAUCAUUUUCCAGUAACUAUAGAACAGAUUACCCAAGGUCUGUUCACACCGUAUCAGUACAUGGAAGCUAUCUUCUCAUAUAGGCCCAUAUAACUCAGACUGCAUUGUGACUACUGCAGUAGAAGGAAUUUCCCCAAUUUAGAAAGUGGUUUCUGUAUGUCCCUUAACAUGAUGAAUCACACGAACGUCAAUAGCUGGCUAGCAAACACAACGGUACAAAUCUUUUGACAAAUACUGAAAAUAAGACCUCAACACAAACUUAUUUUCUUAAACUUAUAGAUACGUUAUCCGGUCCAGGUAGUCACAGUCCCUCUUGUAUAAAGCAUUCUUCACCGUGUAUAAAAAGAGCAUUCUUGCUUAGCAUCUGCAGAUCUUUGGUUUAAAACAAACAAAUUUAAGCAAUUGACAGUGUUUUGUUAUAACUUUUCCUUUGCUUUAAUACUCUUGUUAUAUGCUUUUUGUAUUUAAAGAGUGUUUUUGGAGCACAAACUAUCAGUUUAACACUUGUCUUGUGAUGGGGGAGAAAGCGUCCAAAGGGUUGAUGUUAGAAAAUCCAUUCAUGUCUAGAAUUCACAUUUGAGUCCUUUUGUCUAUGUGUUCAAGUGGAUUUUUAACAAGCUUAUUAAAUUUGUUUAUUUAAA